Suillus subaureus is the source of this 1068-nucleotide messenger RNA. RefSeq names its product drug/metabolite transporter superfamily. Gene Ontology annotation, cellular component: membrane. The transcript has 11 exons. Bases 1 to 1068 code for a protein of 355 amino acids. The record is from RefSeq and is a predicted model, not a curated record. NCBI's taxonomy places the organism in Eukaryota, Fungi, Basidiomycota, Agaricomycetes, Boletales, Suillaceae.
AUGAGCAGGCCCAAGUCCCCACUCAUUCACGGUGACGACAUAGAAAACUAUGGCUCGAUGCAAACAUGUCAAGAUGAUGGAGCAAUCGCGAACGAAUCACUCAGCUUCACCGCCAGAAAUGCUGGGAUGUUAUUGAUCAUAUACUCCCAGUUUUUCUUCGCUUCCAUGGAUAUCUCAGUGAAGUUACUGAACGGCUUGGAGCCUCCGGUACACACACUUCAGAUUAUUGUGAUCAGGAUGGGCAUCACUUUUGUAUGCUGCGAGAUAUACAUGACUGUCAUGGGGAUCCCUGAUCCGAUAAUUGGCCCUAAAGGUGUUCGAAUGAUGCUGUUCUUUCGUAGUAUCACUGGGUUUUUUGGGCUAUCUGGCAUGUACUGGUCGCUCCAGUACUUGUCUGUCGCGGAUGCGACGGUCUUGGUUUUUUUAACACCUCUUACGACGGCGGUGGCUGGAUCUGUGUUUUUGAAGGAAAGUUACUCCGUCAAGCAAGCUGUCGCGGGAGUUUUUAGUUUACUCGGUGUUGUCCUCAUAGGCAGACCCGCAUUCCUGUUUGGUUCCUUGGAUGCUAUUCCUCAAGGACUCCCAGACACGGCUCCUGCGCAAAGGCUGGCGGGUGUUGGGGCGUGUAUGGUCAGCGUGCUCGGAAAUACUGGAGCAUAUACCUCGAUCCGCGCAAUUGGGAAGCGCGCUCACCCGAUGCAUGUAAUGACAUUCUUUUCAUUAUGGUCCACAAUUAUAUCAUCUUUGGGGAUGGUUGUUUUCGAUAUUCCCGUUGUAUAUCCUACAUCAUGGAUGUGGGUACUUCUUCUGUUCAUAGUCGGUGUCUUCGGCUUUGCGGCGCAGACUCUUUUGACGAUGGGACUACAGCGAGAAACUGUGUCGCGUGGUGUCACUGGAAUGUAUGCCCAGGUGUUUUUCGCUGUAGUGCUCGAACGCCUGCUCUUCGGAGUUGUACCGUCUCUAUUGUCAGUUCUCGGUGCCGUCAUCAUCAUGUCCUCUGCUCUCUAUGUCGUCAUGAAAAAGCAGAAACCUCACCAAGACAGUACCGCUGACAAUACCCAAAAAUAA